This is a messenger RNA of Archocentrus centrarchus (flier cichlid), 5869 nucleotides long. It is a transcript of the gene shroom4, whose product is annotated as shroom family member 4. The record is from RefSeq and is a predicted model, not a curated record. Gene Ontology annotation, cellular component: apical junction complex; apical plasma membrane; cortical actin cytoskeleton. Bases 149 to 5755 code for a protein of 1868 amino acids. Gene Ontology annotation, molecular function: actin filament binding. The transcript is spliced from 12 exons. Lineage: Eukaryota; Metazoa; Chordata; Actinopteri; Cichliformes; Cichlidae. Gene Ontology annotation, biological process: actin filament organization.
CGUCCUUUUUGCCUAUCCAUCCAUCCAUUCGUUGUUGACGUUAGACCGGUGAUGGAGAAGCAGAGGCACCGCCACCGGCGCCGCUAAGCAUAGCAACGACAGAGAAAGACGGAAGAAAAAAGAGCGGGAUAACGGAUACACGGAGCGGAUGGAGAGGAUGGAAACCGUGGAGCAACUCGUCUCCUUCCACCACAUUCAGGUCCAGUUGAGCGGGGGCGCGCCUUGGGGGUUCACGCUGAAAGGAGGGCUCGAGCACGGCGAGCCGCUCAUCAUCACCAAAAUCGAGGAUGGAGGGAAAGCUGCCCACUGCAAGAAGCUGAAAGUUGGCGAUGAACUCAUUAACAUAAACGGAUCGGCCCUCUACGGCAGCAGACAGGAAGCCCUGAUCCUCAUUAAGGGAUCCUACAGGAUACUGAAGCUCAUAGUCAGGAGACGCAGCGUCCCUCUCAUCAGGCCUCACUCCUGGCACCUGGCAAAGCUGUCGGAGCUACCCUUCCCUCCCCCUCCCCCUCCCCCAUCCCCCCCUCCAACACCACCCUGCCUCCCCCCUGCCGACUCCCCACCUCUCCCCCCUCCGCCCCCUCCGCCUGCCAUGCAGCUCCACCCCGGCCCUUACACAUUAUCCUGGCACACGACUGAAAACAGCGACUUGUCCAUGCAGUGGGGUCAGCUGUCCGGACCUUACUCCUCCACUGACCGAAGCAGUUCCCUGGGCUCCAUGGAGAGCUUGGAUACACCUACACCCACCACGCAGCCAUACUCUGACUCCCAUAAUUCACCCGUUGAUCCUGCCCUCUUCAACAACAAGAGAGAUUCUGCCUACAGCUCCUUCUCCGCCAGCUCAAACACAUCUGACUACGCAACAGUGCCUCUAAGGCCCGGUGAAGCCAGCUCCAUGGAUAACCUCUUGUCUGGUCAAGGCUACCCUGUUAGCGAUGCUGCAACCCUGUGUGGGUCACCUAGGGAGCGUCCAGAUGAGGCACAGCUGAUUGCACAAAAAUCCAGAUCACUGACCAGGCCAAGACCAAGGCCUGUCGAGGUAAAAGAGAGACCUUCGUCCUGCUGCUAUGAGCAGGAACGGAGGGGUGGCGGCUUUGAGAUUAUAAGAAAUGGAGAAACAGGAAUGGAAAGAAAGAGGAACCCUCCUCAGCCUCCAACCAGAAGGGAUAGUUUUAGGGCAACCCGAAGUCGCCCUAAUUCCGGCAACACACGUUGUGCUUCGGCUCCUAUUGAAAAUUCUAGUGUUUCUUCUUAUUAUGAAGAAAAUGAGUCCUCUCUUAAUGUGGAAUCAGAAAUGCAUAAUGGCUUCCCUGCACCAGGAGAAGGUGGCCCAAGUGGGAAUUUUGAGGAUACUUUGGGUCUGCACUGUAUCCAAAGACAGACUGAAGAUAUUAGACAUAUCAUAUGUGAUACUAGUGCUCCUAAAAGCUAUAAAUCAAAGACCACCUCAGAAAACCUCUCUGACCCACUGACAGACUCCUUAGUACCUAAACCACCUUCUGAUUCUGAUUCCUUGCCUGCAGAAACUUCCACCAGUGUUCAAGGGCAGUCCCAUAUUGCCCACACCCAGACCAAGCAGUCCUCUACUGUGCUGCACCGGCACAGUGCCCCUGAAAAGCUCCUUGCUACACAACUUCAGUUACUGCAAUUCAACAGUGACAGCUCCUCUUUCGAGCCUUGUAAUCUAUCAAACCCUUCUGACCCCUCAUUGUCCCCCUGCAGUAGCCAGUGGUCCCCUACAUCACUUCAGCCCACAAGGGAAGACCAGGAAGCUUCUCAAAACCACCUUCAUGCCACGUCAAACAAAUGGGGAGGCAGCCGAUGCUCAACCCCGGGAUCUGUGUUCUUCGAAGGAAAUGGUGAUGAUGGAGACUCAAGAGAGAGGCUGGAUGUAAAUAGAAGGUCUCUCUCACCAGUUCAGCAUCAUAUGCCUUGGGGUCGCUCUGUGAGCGUACCAGGGGAGACCACAGCAUCAUCAGCACAGGAAAGACUGAACUCUGAAAGUGAUUUUAAGCCUCUUAGUGCUGCUGCCAGUGUGGAUACCUUGCUGGAGGAGAAAGGAGCAUUGGACAAAGAAAGAAAUGAAAGAAAAAAAGAGGAAGUUGUAGAAGGUGAGGUAACCACGAAGAAGUCAAACUCCAGGAACCAUCGAAGGAACCGCCGUCGUAAUGAGAGAUUUGCCACCAACCUGCGCAAUGAGAUUCAGAGGAAAAAGGCUCAGCUUCAACGCAGUCGUGGCCCAGGAGGGUUGCUCUGUAGUGGAGAAACUGUCCAGGAGGAGGAUCCAGACCUCAAUGAGGAGGCGGGAGAUGCGGAAUGGCCUGCCCAGGAAAAGGGUGCCAAGGUUGCUUGUACCUCACCUUCUAUUCCCCAAGAUUCCCAGACCUCAGCACCAGUCAAGACAUCAAACCCCCCAAGUGAAUCAGACCAUGAUGUCUUGCAGACUCCCCCUCUGUCUGUAGCCUACCCUCAGAACAACAGCUUGUCCAGGUCUGUCCAGAUUCUUGACCCAGGCGUGCCUAGUUUUGGUGUUGGCAUCCGAGUUGUGGAGGAACCAGCCCCUGCUGGUAAGGCCCGUCGUUGGCGUUGGACCCCUGAGCAUAAACUCCAACCCGAACCAGAACCUCAAGACCGACAGUGCAGAGUCUUGGGUGAAAGAAUUCUAGGGGUCACAGGGUCUCGCCAUGGAGUUUGUGCUUUCACCUCCUCAUCUGCAGCUGCAUACAGUCGCUCCUCUUCAAGUUCACGAACAGAGGAGUCAGAUAUCCUUCCAUUUGCAGAUAGGAUGAAGUUUUUUGAGGAAACGAGCAAGGGUGUGUCUGCGUCAAAUGCCUUGGGGGCUAUCCGGGGCACCAGAGGGGGAGAGCCCCCAAACCAAAGGCGAUACUCCUACCAGGGAGGACAGCAGGAAAGCUCCCUGCUUUCAAAUACUGUGGAGGCCAGGAGGCAGUCAGUGAGCAACAGCAGGGACAGGCAGAAAGAAAAGGAGAGGGAACUAGCGAGAGAAAGGGAGGAGAGGGUGAGGGAGCGAGAGGAGAGGCUAAGAGAAAGGGAGAGGCAGCAGGAGAAGGAAAGACAAGAGAGGGAAUUAGAAAUGGAGAUGGCAAGGCUGAGGGAGAUGGAGCGGGAGAGAGAACAAGAGGAGAGGGUGAGACAGUGGGAAAGGGAGCUUGAGUUAGAAAGGGAAAAAGAAAUGGAGAGAGCCAGAGAGAAAGAGCGACUCAAAAAUCAAAGAGAGAGAGAGCUUGAGCAAGAAAGAGAGAAGGAAAGUCAAGAAGACUGUCAGCUCACCUCUCAUCAGGAGUUUUAUGGUAACUGUGGCUUAAAAGUAAAAAGUCAAGACUUCCAACAACACAAAGACAGCUUCCAGAACUUUCAGCCCAAGCCUCUGACAUGCUCCAACAGCCAAACCCAGAAUCAGGUCUCGCGAUCAGCUUUUUAUCCAGUCAGCACCCUUUCCCAGCCACUGGAGAACUGGCAACCUCUGCACCAGGCAUACACAGCACAGAGCUACAAAUCCACAGAGACGUAUCCCGCCAGGCAGCAGGAAACGACCAAGCUCAACAGGAAGUACAGCCUGACUGAGAGAGACUACCCAAGUUGGAGGAGAGAGUCCAGACCACCAGAGAAUAUCCGUCAGUAUCAGCAGCACCUCCACCAGCCUCGAUGGGGCCCCAGACCUACAGACGGCAGCACCGAUGACCACAACGGAUACGCCUUCGCUCCUCCACCGACUCCUCUUUACCUUCGAGGUCGAGCCAUGUCUGAAAACGAUCUCCGCUUUGACAGCAGCCAACGCUGGUCCCCUUCAAUUUCCAUGGCGACCAGCCAGACCCUGAGUGAGGUGGAGGAAGGCAGCGUGAGGGGUGGAGAUGCAGCGGGCGGUGCCAGGCAAAACAGGAAGAAGGCUCCACCUCCACCGAGACCACCGCCCCCGAAGUGGGAGCAGUUCCACCGCCGGCGUGCGUCUCACCACUCCCUGUUCUCCUCUUCAUCUUCUUUUGCUGCUCCUCCCUCCAUCCAUCCCUCCCUCAACUCCGUAGGGGGACACUAUUCAGCCCACUCGUCCUCCUACACCCCUCCACCCGAAAUGUCCCGGCAGAGGUCCUACAGUCUCCCUCCAGAGAGGCAGGAAGUGGUGGAGGGUGGUUGCCCGCGAUGCAGCUGCAAUCAAAGCCAGGAACGCAUGUUUGCCCCGUCCAAUCAGAAUCAGCCUCAGUUUCAGGAACGCCUCGUUACUGUAGCACCCCCCAGCCCCAUGUUCUCCAGGAGGGCCUUCAGACCGGUGGCUCCGCCCCACAGAGAGAGGGAGGCUGAAUCACCUCUGCCUCCCCCUCCACCACCUCCUCCACCACCAGCACUGGAGAACAGUGUGAACAGUUCAUCUGCGAUGGACGUCGGCCGCCACAGCCAAGACCAGGACAGAAUAACGGUCAAACCUCAUCAACAGCAGCCCAGCCUCAGACCUGGAGCAGAGUGGGAGAGAGCUCCAUCUCCUGGAGUUCACAGCAACACAACACUCCCUCCUGUUUUAGAAAAUGGAGCCAUCGAUGAGGCUUCUAAAAGAUACUUCAGUAGAUCCGACUGUGAGCAGCAACAGCAGCAGCUUCGUAUGAACAGAGGCUUCCAGAUGGAAGAGCAGCAGAAGAUCCCUGAAACAGGAGCCGAAUCAGAGACGACCCUCAGCCCGAGCCCAGCGCAGAGCCUAGAGUGUGACCUAGACGUCCCGCUGGAGACAGACAUCGAUGACUUCCAGGAGGAGGAACUUCCAGCAGAGAACGUGCCAAUCACCAGCGAGCUCCCUUGCUUCGCUCUUCCCGUCAUGGUCCUGGAGACCGACAUCGACACAUUACCAGACUCUAAGGCAUCGCCAUCGGGCAGGCCAAGGGCAGAGAGCAGCUCCCUGGAGGAGGAGCUGGAGGUCGGGGAGAGCAGCAGCAGAGAAGGGCUGAGCCUGGAGGAGAUCUUCCCCCAGGGCAGUGAAGGAGAGUCGGGCACAGAGAGCUGGAGAGGAGCACAACCCGUGGAGCACAGCACAGACAGCUUGGAUAGGCGGUCAGGAGCUAGCUCCAGCUGUUCGUCCUAUUACAGCACGUCCACAGCCAAGGCUCAGAUCCUGUCGCAGAUGAAGGACUUCACAGAUAACAGAGAGCGGGACGAGGAUGACGAGCUGACCUACAAGAAACAGCUGAUGGAGAGCCUCCGGAAGAAGCUGGGAGUGCUGAGGGAGGCUCAGAGAGGCCUGCAGGACGACAUCAGAGCCAAUGCACAGCUGGGAGAGGAGGUGGAGAGCAUGGUGGUGUCGGUGUGCAAGCCCAACGAGGUGGACAAGUUCCGCAUGUUCAUCGGCGAUCUGGACAAGGUGGUCAGCCUGCUGCUGUCACUGUCUGGGAGGCUGCUGAGAGUGGAGACCACGCUGGAUACACUGGACUCUGAGACGGAGCACCACGAGAGGCUCCCCCUGCUGGAGAAGAAGCGUCAGCUCAUGAGGCAGCUGUCCGAGGCUCAGGACCUGAAGGACCACGUAGACCGCAGAGAGCAGGCUGUCAGCCGCGUGCUGGCCCGCUGCCUCUCUCCAGAGCAGCACAGAGACUACAGCCACUUUGUGAAGAUGAAGGCCGCCUUGCUGGUCGAGCAACGGCAGUUGGAGGACAAGAUUCGGCUGGGAGAAGAGCAGCUGAGGGGGCUGAGGGAGAGCCUGGGACUGGGGCUGGGAAUAGGCAUGGGAAUGUCGAUGGGAUACGGACAAUAUUAAGAGAAGAAGAAGAAGAAAGAGCUUUAUUUGUCACAUACAUUUACAUGCAGUGAAAUUCAUUCUCUGCAUUUAACCCAUCACACACAUGGAGUAUGUAGUACACACAGCACAGCA